Messenger RNA from Suillus fuscotomentosus, 1635 nucleotides. RefSeq lists its product as uncharacterized. The annotation marks the transcript as partial. The transcript has 9 exons. NCBI's taxonomy places the organism in Eukaryota, Fungi, Basidiomycota, Agaricomycetes, Boletales, Suillaceae. The record is from RefSeq and is a predicted model, not a curated record.
UUCAAAACCGAAUAUCACCCAAACAGUGGACGCACCCCUGCCAUUGAGACCUUUUCCACCUUUGGACACCCUGUUGAGGCAGAGGCCAGUUCCACGCCCAUCGUCGACAACACACCUUGGCAACCCUUUACAUGCCGCGCAGAUUUCGAAUUCGCAGAACUUGCCCACCAAGCGGCACUCAAUAAGGAUCAAACCGACAAAAUGCUGCAGUUGAUAUGGCAGAUUGCUGAGGGACAAGCGAAGUUUACGUUCAGAUCUCACACUGAAGUGUCGAAGGCCUGGGAUCGAGCAGCCACUCAAAUGACGACUUUCAAGAAGCACGUCAUCUCCAUCCCUUACAAGAAGGAGGAAAUCGAAUUCGACGUACAUACACGGCCGCUGUGGGAUUGGGCUAUGGACUUGUUGCAAGAUCCCCUGUUGGCACCGCACUUCGUUUGGGACGCGCAACGUUUGUACAAGCACGAUGGUACUGACUUUAAACAGUUUAUUCACGAGCCUUGGACCGCAGAUCGGUGGUGGCGAAUUCAAUCAUCGUUGCCGAACAACGGUGUUCCAUUCGCCUUCAUCCUCUACGCCGACAAAACACAUCUCACUUCAUCUGGGCACGUGAAGGCAUACCCAGUGAUAGCUCAUUGCGCAAAUCUUCCUGUUCACAUAAGAAACAGUGACGGAAUUGGAGGAGGUCGUGUGGUGGGCUGGCUGCCGAUUGUUCCUACAGAUUCCAAUGAAGAUGGAAAACUCAAUUACACAAACAUGAAACGUGUUGUCUGGCAUAAGGCGUUCAUCAAGUUGUUGGAAUCCAUCAUCCUGUACUCCAAAACAGGCUUUGCGCACAGAUGCUUUGACGCCAUCAUGCGAUGGCUAUACCCACUAAUCCUACUUCUGUCCGCAGAUUAUGAAGAACAAUGCGUGAUGGCAUUAAUUCGCGGGCUACAUUCAAAUUGUCCCUGCCCUGUCUGUUGUAUUCCCUCGACGAAACUUUCUGACCUCAACGCAACAUAUCCUACUCGAACUGUCGAAGACGCAAAAGCUUUUUUAGAGCUGUAUUUGAGGGACCGCAUUGCUGGGGCAGAAGUCCUGAAGGUGCAUGGUUUACGCCCCAUUGCGAAUGCGCUCUGGGAAGUCAACAACUCCGAUCCUCAUGAGACGCUCUCAUUCGAUCCCUUACAUGUCAAUGACAUUGGUAACUGGGGCAACCACCUUUUCGGGGAGCUCAAAGUCCGUGCAAAGGCACUUGGUCGUGAGGCCGAGGCGAAAAUCGAUAAACAGUUCGAAGCGUUUCCAAGAUGGCGUGACUUGAAUCAUUUCAAGUCUGUCAUGACAAUAUCAUUUAGCGAUGGCAACAAACUCAGAGAUAUUGCGAAGCAAAUGCUGUACUCAGCACAAAAUGUGUUGAAGCGCAGUGAAGAUCCUGUUGGCUAUGCCCUAAUGCAGUGUAUAGGUAGCUACCUGCGACUGACUAUGUACAUAGCGCUCGAUGUGCAUACCGAAGCAACACUCACUGCUGGCGAAGCAGAGCUUCGAGUAUUCGGGACACGCUUACAUGCAUAUAUCGACAUCCAGGGCGAAGAUUUGACGAAGAACUGGAAUUUCCCUAAGGUGCAUGCUCUGACACAUGCUUUCCCCGACAUUCGC